AUGGAUGGUUGGGCAAAGGAUGCUCUCGAUCGUCUUUUAUCAAUGGUAACAUUUUUCGAAAGUGAAGAUGAUCGUUUAACAAUCAAUAUAUCGGGUACACAUUAUGAAAUAAAUGUAUCUGAUCUAAUUAAUUUUCCUGAUACAGUCCUUGGUGAUCCAUUAAAACGGGCACGGUAUCUUGUACCAGGUACAAGUGAUUAUUUUUUUCCACAUCAUCCAAGUUCAUUUGAAUCUAUUUUAUAUUAUUAUAUAAAUGAUGGUGUUUUAAUUAAAGCUGAAACAAUACCAGCAAUAAUAUUUUAUGAAGAAAUUCAAUUUUUUCAAUUAAGUGAAAAAUUAAUUCAAACAUUUUAUAAUGAUUAUUUAUCAAUAAAUGAAGAUAAACACAGUGAAUCAACUUCUUACUUAAAAAAAAUAUUUUAUCAUCCACCUACUAAUUAUUUUAAUUCUUUAUUUAACAUUUUAUCAGCUGUAUUUAAUGCUUUAGCAAUUUACUCUUUAUGUUUAGAAACGAUGAGUAUUUAUCGAAAUUUUCAUAAUACAAUGUGGAUGAUAACACAUCCAUUAAAACCUCGUAAUCGUACAGAAGGUUUUAAUUGUUCAGAUAUUAGUUUACGUCCUUAUCAAUUUAUACCUUAUUUUAAUUCAGAAAAUACAACAUUAGAAACUGUUUGUAUUAUAUGGUUUUAUUUUGAAUUAUUUUUACGUACUUUAUCUGUACCUUCAUUUACACAUCUUAUAAGUGAUCCAAAUUUUGCAUUAGAUAUCUUAUCUAUAUUACCAACAAUAUUAAGUCAAAUAUUUUAUCGACUUUAUAUAUUAGAAAAUCAAGAAGAAAAUCUAUUAACAUUAAAAGAAACUCAAGUAUUUGAUUAUUUAACAUGUUUUAAAUUAUUUCGUCUAUUUCGUUUAACUCGUCAUGCAAAAUGUUUAGAAAUAUUUAUUAGAGUUUUAUAUAUUAAUUUAAAAGAUAUUCUUAUGUUAACAAUAUUAAUUAUAUUUGGAAUAUUUUAUUUUGGUUUAACACAAUUCGUUCUUGAACAACUACAUCAAGAUAAUGAAAUAAAAAAUAUUGGUGAAGCAUUAUGGCAUGCAUUUACAGUCAUAGCAACUAUUGGUUACUCUGAUAUUGCAGAAUAUCAAUUUUUAUCUUAUACAUUUGCUAUUGUUGGUGUUUGGUAUGGUUCUAUUUCAAUGGCUAUUAUUUUACCAAGUUUGACUCAAUCAUUUAAUAUUUUUCAUAAUUUUCAACAUCGUCGAUAUAUAUUUAAAUAUAAAACAAAUUAA
This is a messenger RNA of Rotaria sp. Silwood1, 1287 nucleotides long. NCBI's taxonomy places the organism in Eukaryota, Metazoa, Rotifera, Eurotatoria, Philodinida, Philodinidae. The record is from the annotation of a GenBank genome assembly.